AAGCCGGUACACAAAUAUUUCUUCAAAAUAUUUGUACAGGCUAAGCUAGUAACUACUCAAAAAUGAUUGGUUCUAAGUCAUUUUCUGUUUUUAUUUUGUUGAAUGUAAUACUAGUGUUUUUCACUUGUGUUUCAUCUCAUAAUGUACCAUGCCCUCCAACUCCAAAGAGUAAGCCAGUGACUACAUCCCCAACAAAAGCCCCAGCUAAGUGUCCCAAAGAUACACUAAAAUUUGGUGUGUGUGGAGAUUGGCUAGGGCUGAUUCAUGAGGUAAUUGGGGCAAAACCAAGUAGUCAAUGUUGUGCUCUUUUGGAAGGGAUAGCAGAUGUUGAAGCUGCUUUGUGUUUAUGCACUGCCAUUAAGGUCAAUGCUUUGGGGGCCCUUAACCUCAAAAUUCCCAUUGCUAUCAGUUUGGUUCUUAAUUCUUGUGGAAAGAAAGUGCCCAAAGGCUUUAAAUGUGCUUGACGGUUUAAAGUAGCGUACCCAGAAUUUUAGGCAAAUGUCAUCUAUUGUUGCAAUUCAGCUUGUAAAUGGGUUCGGAUCUAGCAUCAAUAUAAUUAUGUUGUUCUUGUGGCUUUA
Nicotiana tabacum (common tobacco) is the source of this 578-nucleotide messenger RNA. RefSeq names its product putative lipid-binding protein At4g00165. NCBI's taxonomy places the organism in Eukaryota, Viridiplantae, Streptophyta, Magnoliopsida, Solanales, Solanaceae. The record is from RefSeq and is a predicted model, not a curated record.